AUGGCAUUCGAGUCCGGUACAGCAUAUCCAGAAUCUGAUGCGGAUGACGAGUACGAGAGAAGUGUGCAUAACAGUUCCCCGGUCCUCGCCAACGAUUCAGAGGAUUCCGACGGCCUUUCCUCCAGCGAACAUACCCCGACUACAUAUGGCAACCAUGGCAUCGGGGAUGCUUUACCGGAGGGUAUCAUAACGGAAUGGACCGCAGAUGACUGCGCCGAUUUUGUAGGUAGUCUAGGACUGCGGCAGUAUGGCGAUCAAUUCUUAGAAAACGACAUCGUCGGUGAAGCAUUGGUAGCAUUACAGCAUAACGACCUAAAGGAGAUGGGAAUAGCGAGUGUGGGACAUCGACUUACAAUUCUCAAGAAUAUUUACGAUAUCAAGAUCAAACAGGAUGUGCCCAUAGAGAGUGAUCACUAUGUGCCACUGUCAGCAGAUGCCGAGGCCCAAUAUGCCACUGCGACGCUCAAAGACAUCAAAAACCUUGUUGAGCAAUUACGAUUACGAGACGAACGAAUGUCUAUCACAGAGAUGGAAUUACGAAGGCUGACCGCUGAAUAUACUCGAUUGCGGGAGGAUCUUCUACCUGUAUUUCGAAUGGCCAAAGAAGGACAACCGUUGCCAUAUCACCCUCCUGGCUCCAGCAAUCAAACUUCUUAUUCUUACGAUAACAACAAUACGAUAUCACCUCCUGCACCAACACCAUCUUCAAGCCAAUCAGGAGGACUUUCGCGGAAAUUCUCAACAAAAAAGCUUUUCCUAGAAUCAACACCCAAGAAUGCGUCUCCUACAUUUAAUUUACAAUCUGGCCAAGAUAGAUCUUUGAUGGAACAAGCUCUUGACCCCGCAAGUGCUGCCGAGCGGGCAGUCCUAUCUUCUUCGCACCUCAACGCUAUAAACAAUGGCUUUCAAUCUUUAUCCCCUGGGCAUCCUUCCCCCAAUCAGCCUUCGCCGACUUCUCCUCCUUCCACUCAUCUGAGUGGAUCGACUUUGGCCUCACGCUCAUACCGAUCGGACCAACAACCGACUCCAGGCCGCAGCACUUUCCCUCAAAACGAUAGCGAUCAGUAUCCUCCAUCGACAUACUCUCGCGAUAGUACCAAACCAGCACCCUCACGGCGAGCCCAAACACCUGCACUUGAACCGCCACCCACUGGUGGGGGUGGUGCUUCAGUCGAAAUUUUCAAAUCUUUCCGUGUCAGUAUGGAAGAUCCAUGCUACAAGGUCUUGCCCGCUGCGUUAAAAAAGUACAAUAUCAAUGCGCCUUGGGAACAUUACGCUUUAUACAUCGUCUAUGGGGAUAAAGAAAGAUGUUUGGGUAUGGAAGAAAAGCCGUUGAUUUUAUUCAAACAACUAGAUAAGGAAGGCAAGAAACCUAUGUUUAUGCUGAGGAAGAUUAGUCCUACAGAGCCUGGUACGCAAGACGUUCCCGGAAGUGCAGGUCUAGAUGGUAGAAAUGGUGGUCGCGGUGGGAACAACUCCAUAUAUGACCCCCCUGGUGGCAUUAUAUGA
This is a messenger RNA of Sclerotinia borealis F-4128, 1509 nucleotides long. NCBI's taxonomy places the organism in Eukaryota, Fungi, Ascomycota, Leotiomycetes, Helotiales, Sclerotiniaceae. The record is from the annotation of a GenBank genome assembly.